AUGAAACCUGGAAGGCUGAGUUUUUACUUGGCGGUGUUUGCUGCCCUGUCGCUGUUCUACUGGACUUCGGCAUGCCCGAAGCACUGCGAGUGUUUUGACCUGGAGAAGAACGAGUACUCGGUGUCGUGUCAUGGGGCGAACAUUACUGCCAUCCCGAGAGACAUCCCCAAGAACACCACUUACAUGGAUAUAAGCUUCACACCGAUAACCAUGCUCAGACGAGGCGACUUUGUGGACAUCCCCAAACUCAAGGAACUCAACGUUUGGUGGAACCUGAAUCUGACGAUGGUUGAAGUCGGAACGUUCGACAAUCUGCCGACCCUCACGUCGCUUGGGCUGUACAACAACUCGUUCACCAAGCUGCCGCCCGGCCUGUUUGAUAAGUUGACGAAUCUCACCCACUUUGACGCCCAUAACAGUAAGCUCGAGACCAUCCCUCCCGGCCUGUUCACCGACCAUCCUUCCCUUAAGGAGAUAUUUCUGCUUUACAACAAUAUUGCUCAUCUAGACGAGGGAGCAUUUGGCGGCCUGCCACAUCUGACAGAAGUGACUCUUGCCUUAAACAGUCUUACGUCUCUUGACAAGUCCGCCUUCGCGGGUUCACGUAAGCUGACGUCACUGAAUUUAGACGGCAACUACAUCAGCAGCAUUGGCAAAGAUGCCUUCUCGGACACACCGAACCUGCAAAACUUAAACCUGAACGAUAACAACAUCCACACAAUUGAGGCUGGCGCCUUUUCACCACUUCGCCACCUCCAAUCCGUGUCCCUCUCUAGCAAUGAGCUUACAAACAUUGAAGGCAUUUUCCAAAACCUUCUGGAACUUGAAUCUAUUACUUUGGAUACAAACAAAAUCUCGACAAUUCAAAAUACCACGUUCGCCAAUCUUCCCGGUCUAAGCUCUUUGUCCAUCAACUAUAAUAACAUCAAAGAAGUAGACGUUGAUGCGUUUAAAGACCUUAACGGCCUCCAAACUCUAUCCUUGGAAAAUAACGAGAUUCCAGAGAUCUCGUUGGAAGGUCUGUACUCCCUUAUGACUUUGUAUCUUGAGUCAAACAAGCUUCAGUAUUUUCCAAACAACCUGCAAGACGCCAGCCAACUGCAGACGCUGUCUUUGGAGGACAACCCGAUCCAGGAGCCCCUGAAUGCUGGGCAGUUCUCAGCCCUGUUCAGGCUCUCCAAUCUAUACCUGUCCAACAUUACCUGUCUGAAGGUGGCCGGGACGCUGAACCCCAAGGCUCUGUGUGGUUCCGAUGCCCUUGACGAGGUUUGGCUGUCCUAUAACGGCCUCUCCACCAUCCCAGCGACAACAUUCGCCUGUACGCAAGUGGUGUCUACCCUCUGGUUACAAAAUAACAACCUGACCGAGCUGAGUCCUGGACUGUUCCACGGGCUGACUGAGCUGACCUGGCUGGACCUUUCUUACAACCAUCUCAGCCGCCUGGACCCGGACAUGUUCACCGGGGUAGACAAGCUCAGAAUCUUAGACCUGACCGGAAACAACUUCACCAACAUGGCGCACGUGGCUCCGACUCUGGCUAGUCUUCCUAUGCUGGCAUCACACGAUCUAGACAAGAACCCUUUCGUGUACCUCGGCCCUGAGUCCUUCCCGACACCCAUGAAGCACGCUACAGCGUUAGAUGUAUCCGGGGGACAUAUUCACGUGGUGGAGGAGGAGACUUUUACAGCCACAACUUUCCCCAACCUCACCAGGCUGUUGAUGUAUGACGGGAACCCGCUACACUUUGUACCUGCCGAUAUUCUACAGGGACUUCACAACCUCUCAGCCUUCAUCGCGGAUAACGAUCCAUUCCACUGUGACUGCCAAAUGAAGGGUUUCACAACCUGGUUACAUAAGCAAGCCAAACCCCCUUUCGUCUAUGUGUUCUGUGCCAGCCCUCCCAGCCUCCAGGGUAAGAAUCUUAACGAUGUUUCUCCCGACAACCUGACGUGCGACUGCCAACACGAGGAAGCGCCAUCUAUCGACACCAGCGGGAGCGACACCUCCGUCCACGAAGGCCAGACCGCCAUGUUGAAGUGUAAGAUCUCAGGCUGUCCUGAAGCCGAGUUUUUCUGGACCACCCCAACCGGAGCCAUGUUGGCUGUGGAGUCGGGGUUCCCCAGGAUGGAGGUACUGGGCAGCGGUACCCUGGUGGUGACAGAGGCGAGGGAGGAGGACACAGGGGUGUACACUUGUACCGCCGUCAACUACAGAGGCAAGGCUAAAAAGGAAGUGGCUCUGCAUGUUGUAAAGACAUAG
Branchiostoma floridae (Florida lancelet) is the source of this 2259-nucleotide messenger RNA. RefSeq names its product leucine-rich repeat-containing protein 15-like. The record is from RefSeq and is a predicted model, not a curated record. Lineage: Eukaryota; Metazoa; Chordata; Leptocardii; Amphioxiformes; Branchiostomatidae. The transcript is spliced from 3 exons. Gene Ontology annotation, molecular function: transmembrane signaling receptor activity; protein binding. The coding region runs from base 1 to 2259 and encodes 752 amino acids. Gene Ontology annotation, biological process: toll-like receptor signaling pathway; immune response. Gene Ontology annotation, cellular component: membrane; extracellular matrix.